AUGCGCCCAGCAGUGAAUUCGGAUGAAUCCGUAACGGCGAAUCGAUCCGCUCGCAUAACGUCGCACGACGACUAUCCAUCACGAGGUCGCAAGGAACAAAUACCUGGCUCGGGAAGCGCGCAAACAAAGUACGAAACGCAUUUAUCGCGAAACGACGCGCAUCCCUCAACGUAUGGAUCUACGCAGCCGUUAGAUUGGCACGUCGCGAAUCGCGAGUGGUGCGUCCAAACUAUGCUGGAGGAUCAGUCAGCUGUCCCGGGAACUUCCGACGGAACGUCGCAGAAGCACCAGGGGGUCGAUUCGCCGCCACGUAGAUACCAAUCGACGAACACCGACGACGAGUGCGGCGUUAAGCCGCGCCUGUGGUGCGCGAACUGCUACAGGAAGAAGAAGAAGAUAUGGCGCGAACUCGAGCUGGCAGAGUCGACGAGACGGCUUCUCGGGCGAAUAAAGAAGCGGUGUAAGGAGAGCGAGAAACCCGACGACGAGGCGGUCGCCGGUGUAUCAAGCGCGCCGUAUCGAGAAUCGAUAAGCCGUCCAAGUGCCCCGGAGAAAUCCAAGAGAAGUCGUAAACAAGGCGCGGCGAUAGAGCCAGCCGAUACGGACGUUACCGAGAGAAGCAAGAAGGAGCGGAAGGCGAGGAGGUACGACGAGCAAGAACGGGAGAGACGACGGGAACGCAAGGAACGGGAAAAGAAGGAGAGACGAGAGAGGCGCGAGCGCGAGGAGCGAAUUUUGCGCGCUGCGGACGCACGAGCGGCCGCGCCGGCGGACUUCCUCAAGAGCUGCUGUUACCUGUGCGCGCAGAACACGCUGGCGAUCGCCGGAUUCAAACCGGAGCGGUCCGACAAGGGCAUCCAAGUUUCGGCCCAUAAAUUUCACGCGGGGACAGCCGCGCUCGAUAAGAGCUGCAGCGCGAUCCUGCUGGUGCGCACAGUGCAGUCGUCCGUCAAGGUGAAGACGCGCGAGACCAGCACGCUGUGUCCCGGACGUACGACCGCCUGGCCCAAGGAUACCAAGGCGAAGGCGAAGCGCAGGAAGUUGAGCGUAUUCCCGGGGCUGAUGUGGACGAAGUGUCCGGCGAGACGACACGCCGCCUGCGAGACCGAUAAGCCCGGCAGACGCGAUAACGCGGAAAAACCGAGCGAGCGACCGAGGGACGAGAAGUGCUGCAGAGCGAAGAGGACAGCCUGACAGUCAGAGUCUUCUUUCUGAAUCUCGCGCUCGAUCCAGAGCUCGAGAGCUAAUGUCCGCCGUCGCCCGUCGGGAAAUAAAAAGAAAUAAUU
This is a messenger RNA of Harpegnathos saltator (Jerdon's jumping ant), 1286 nucleotides long. Its product is annotated as DNA ligase 1. Lineage: Eukaryota; Metazoa; Arthropoda; Insecta; Hymenoptera; Formicidae. The coding region runs from base 1 to 1194 and encodes 397 amino acids. The transcript has 2 exons. The record is from RefSeq and is a predicted model, not a curated record.